This is a messenger RNA of Cercospora beticola, 1792 nucleotides long. RefSeq lists its product as uncharacterized. NCBI's taxonomy places the organism in Eukaryota, Fungi, Ascomycota, Dothideomycetes, Mycosphaerellales, Mycosphaerellaceae. The record is from RefSeq and is a predicted model, not a curated record.
GCAAAAUCGAGCCAGAAACGUCAAUUGCGUAUUAAAGCGCAAAGUCAAAAUGGCCGAGCAGCAAGUCAUCCCGGCACGUCACGGCGUCGCGACCUUUGUGCCUGCCGGAUCAAGUAUCAAAAUCGUCAACACUUCUGGAACUCAAGUUGUCGAUACAUGGGCUUUCGCUCUUCCGCAGCCGGCACCCAGAAAAGAUGUAGAGGAAAACGCAAAAUCGAAAGAGGAGAUUGGCAAGCAAGAAACAGCAAAGGCUGCAGAGAAAGUCAAGGGCAAAAGCGGCAAUGAUUUGCCCUCACAAGAAGAAGCUGAGCAGGCGACAAGAGAAGCACACGAACAAGCCGAACAACAAGAUGGCCAGAAGAAGUCUGGUUGGAGUUCCUACAUCCCAUCUGUCCCAACCCUAGGCCUCGGAGGGAAGAAAGACGACACCGCAUCAUCAACGCAACAGAACACAACCGACUCCGCCCAAACCCAACAACAAAAAAACUCCAAAUCCUGGGCCUCAUACUUCAAACCCGGCAAAGGCUUCUCCUCCUACAUCCCCGAAGCAGCAACCGAUACCGUCUCAAAAUUCAUGAGCGCGCACUCCCGCGAUCCAAACAAAACCUAUCUCGAACAACUCACUGAUUUCUCCAAAACGCCCGUCGGAGCAGCUGGAAUGUCCGCUUUCACGGGCUCAGGCUAUUCAGGUUCUUUUUACGCGGGCUAUCAGGCUUACAAUGCGAAGAACGCAGCUGAUGCACCGAAUAUGGAAUAUUUGAGUUUAUCCCAUUCACGAGCUGCGACGUUACAUUUAGUUCCGAGAAAAGGUGAUACUCUGGUGACGAAUUUACGAGAGCCGAUUUUGACGGUUUUGGAGGAUCGGUCGGUGGGGGUGCACGAUACGUUGAUUCCGGCUUGUGAUCCGCAGCGGUAUCGAGGAUUGGGAGUAGAAAAAUGGGAGGAACAUGGAUCUUGCGCGGAGAAUUUGGUUCUGGCGUUGAAAGAGUUGAAUGAGAGGGCCGGGUUGAAAGGCGCGAAAGCGAUUGGAGCGGAUGUCACGAUUAAUAGUGUGCCGGCUCCGUUGAAUUUGUUUAUGAAUAUUCCUUGGACGGAUGAUGGGGAGAUUAGUUUUGAGGGGCCGAAGGGGAAGGCUGGGGAUUAUGUGAGGUUUAAGGCGGAGAGGGAUGUGGUUGUUGUUAUGUCUGCUUGUCCGAAUGAUGUGAAUGGCAUCAAUGGGACGAAUAUCACGGAUGCGAACUUUAUUGUUCAGGAGGAGGGCGCGAGUGAAGCGAUUAAGAGGACGCAGCCUAAGAAGAAGACUGUGCCGAAGAUGAAAACUGCUCCGACGCCAGCAGCCAAUAAGUCGCCGGCCGCCGCUGCGCCAAAGAAGAAGGCUCCGCCUCCAAGUGCUCCUCCUCCAGCGAAGAAGACCGCCGCUGCGCAGUCUCCUCCAGCACCAAAGGCUGCUCCGCCUGCAAAGAAGCCUCCUCCAGCUAAAGCGCCUCCUUCAGCUACCAAGACUUCGACGCCCGUGAAGCCUGUCAAGAAGCCGGCACCACCUCCGGUCAAGCCACAGACGAACGGCGACUCACCUGCUGCCACUCCUGCGGUGAAGAAGAAGCCUCGUAAGCUUGUCAGGCAGCCAACAGAGUCCUAGUUCAGGGCUGCCAGUUCCGAGGUGGCUACAUACGACGCAUUAGCAUGAAGUACGGAAUAACGAAGGGAAGAAACAGUACAACUGAGGAGAAGCUGGAUGUGAACUGUAUUCAUCUAUACUCUGUAUCUAGGAAGCAAUGUACAAUAAACCACC